Molecule: messenger RNA, 3083 nt
Organism: Daldinia vernicosa
Lineage: Eukaryota; Fungi; Ascomycota; Sordariomycetes; Xylariales; Hypoxylaceae
Product: glycosyltransferase family 2 protein
Exons: 4
Coding region: 279-2687 (802 amino acids)
Cellular component (GO): cell periphery; cell septum
Molecular function (GO): chitin synthase activity
Source: RefSeq, a predicted model, not a curated record
UAUUUUGGCUCUCCUUGACUCUCUUGCCUUGAGCAAGCUUCAGAAAACUCCAUUAGUCAUUCAUUAAAAGAUAAUCAGGACGUUUGAUGUCACUCGUUCUGAAAACCCAUUUUCGUUUCUUUAACUUAAAUUACUUGUUUUGUUGGUGUCGAGCUACGAGCUUCUCGACAAGUCUAUUCGGAACGCGGACGUGGUGUCUUCCCGUUCAUCCUAUUGCCAAUCAUCAGUACUAGUAACUUAUCGGUUCGCCGCGGCGGCCACACCAGGGAGGAAACAUCAUGGUCUUCUAUAACCGUACUACAAGAGCGGAGAGUAAUCCGAGCACAGAUGGAGGAACAAGUUCAUCUUCGGAGAAUCCCUUCUCAGAUAGACAUAACCGGCCUUCACGGUCGUUUAGUCUUAGAUCAUCCCGAGAGUCUACUCAGAAUGAAAAGGCGGCGGGAGCUGACUUUCGAGAGGAAGCUCCUCCUGUGCCUGGGCAAACUACCGACACCCCUAUUGCGACCCGAACACACCUACAACCCAACCAACAUGGUGUAGGUCAGGACCAUUCUCCGACCGCAUCGGUAUCGGGAACGUCACGGACCACAUCACCAAACACAUCCAGUUCCGGCUCGCCUGAGGAAGAGCGGGCGGCAAUACUCGAGAGUCUACCUCCUCUUUCGGCCAACGCUACAACUGCAUCUAUAGCUGCCGAUGCUAUAGAUCCUGUACUCAUAGAGAGGGGUAAAAGGAAGGUUGCCAGGCACAAAUAUAUCGCGAUAUCUAUCAUAUUUGUUUUAAACUUCAUGUUUAUCUUUUCUAGUUGGUAUUGGCCCAGAUUCUAUUACAUAUACCUACCAUUCAUCUCACUGCCUCUCGUCUUAAACUGCGUCAUGAUUUUCGAUAUCAUUGUCUGGUCGUUGAAGAACCUAGUCUUCAAACCGAAAAAGGUUCAACCCGAGACUCCGGAGGAAAUGGUUCUACUUAUGCCCUGCUACAAUGAGACUUAUGAGGAAUGCAGUAAGUCGCUCGACUCGCUCGUCAAUCAAGUCAAUAUCAGCCAUCACAAGCAAGCAAUCAUGGUUGUUUGUGAUGGCAAGGUUCGAGGUCCUGGUAUGGACAAAACCACGGGCGAUUAUCUCAACGAGGACAUUUUCGUCGAUCAAAUAGAGCGGAAGAUGAUCCGCGCGGCAUAUGUCGCAUGGGACGGCCAGUCUAUGGAUGUCGACGUAUCAAGAGGGAUAUAUAAGGGUGUGCCAUUUUUCUGCAUCGUGAAGCAGCAGAAUCAGGGCAAACGAGACAGCUUGAUCGUCGCUCGCUCUUUCGUACACAAUUUCAACAUACGCGACAAGCGGCCGAAGGUCAUUUUCUCUCCCGAGUUCUUCAAGGCGAUGACGGACUUUCUAGUUGAAGAUGCUGGAAUGCGCCACGUCGAGCUAUUAGUCGGUAUGGAUGCUGACACAGUAUUUGCGAAGGAUUGUAUCAGCCAUCUGAUUGAAGAAUGUCAUUAUCCCGGGACAGUCGGCGUCUGCGGCUACGUCGCGGUAGACUUUUCGACCCAUAAGUGGAAUAUAUGGUCUAUAUACCAAAAUGCCGAAUAUACUAUCGCUCAAGGCCUACGGCGACUUCACCAAAGUCUCUGCACCAAGAAGGUCUCUUGUCUUCCAGGAUGCUGUCAAUUACUCCGUGUUUGCGAGGAGACGUGUGGCGACCGUAUUCUCAUCGAGGAAUUCGGCUACCAUCCUAAGCCAACAGAUGGCAUUAUCAAACGUAUCCGCGCCACGGCGUCUGAGGACCGGAACCACGUCUGCUUAAUGCUUAUGAAGUUUCCCAAGGCCCGCACACGACAGGCCCUGAGAGCGUACGCUUUUACCGACGUGCCACAUUCACUCUCGGUCUUCCUCAGUCAGCGGCGCCGCUGGACACUCGGCGCGACAAGUAACGAUCUCAUGCUACUUAUGGAGUCCAACUAUAAGUUCAAUCUAUGGGAGCGUAUCGUCGCGCUUUCAAACGUCUUGACAUGGAUGCUUAACCUUUUUGCUAUUGCGAGUCUGGCCUGUAUGGUAUUCGCAUUUAUACACCAACCUUUUUGGCUUGUCAUGAUUUUUGCUUCCAUUAUGAUCAUACCCCUCUGCUACUACCUCGGCUUAGCAGUAUGGCUAUGCCAAAGUUGGCUGGAGCGCGGCCAAUACCUCUUAGGCCUAGCCAUUUUUACAACCUGCGGUCCUUUUAUCAACAUCUGUGUCACUAUAUAUGCAUGUGUCUACAUGGAUAAUUUCGGAUGGGGUAAGACGCGUAAGGUCAUCGCCGAGACGGGUGAAGCCGAGAAACCAGACUGGCAGGUACAGCAAGAGCGUUACCAGGAUGCUCUCAGUGACGGCGAGAAGAUCUUCGGCACUAUGAUUCCUGAUGAAGAGAACCAGCUACACCCGGAGGUCUACAGGACACCGUUUACGGCGCCCACCUCGAGCCGUUUGACGCCUAUCAGGGCCGACAGCGAGGCGAUACAGCAAAUACCUCAGGGACUACCUACGGACCCAUCUGCACGCGGAAUUGAUGGUGAUAUACUACAAAUACCACUACCCACACGUCAUCCUACCCACAAUCUUCGUUCACACAACCCUCCUACGCGCGAUAUCCCUACGAUAAUUCUUCCUACAGACAACCCCUCUACGCACAAUCCUCACGUCUCCGACACCCACUGAUUUAACUAGUUUCGUAUUACGAACUAUAGGAGAUAAGAGUGGUCUAGCCGUAAUACCAUGGAGAUUUUGUGGCUCUAGUAAAAGUAUAAUAUAUAGAUUAAUUCAUGUGAGGGCUAGAGUAACGCCAUGUCUGGCUAGCUAGACAGGUAACACGAUAACCGAGCUAGAGAUGGCCCAAACGCAAGAUUACGACCUAUAAGCAGAGCAAAAACUGGCCUUGACAAUGAGUCAGAGACCCAAAGCGUAUAGUGCGUACAGUGGUUAACUUUUCUUAUGGGAAGACAACCCAUGAGCCUCGUCAAACCUUGGUUACCUAUGUUCUCGGUCUCCUGGUUAACCUAAAGGCUAUUAGUUAUACUUUAUUAGAUCUAGCUCUAUUAACCUAGGUAGCUUUGA